AUGCCUGCGCUGCAGCCGGCACACGAGGGGCUGAUCGCGGCGCUGCUGCAGGGGCGCCUGGGCGUGCGCCGCGUGCUGCGACAGUGGUCGCGCGACUGGAAGCGGCGCGACGCGCGCGCGGUGUUCCUGGACGGCGGCGAGGGCCACGCUUCCGACGACGCCCUGGGCACGUCGUCCAAGCACCGGCGGCGCAACCCGGCGUGCCUGCCCGCGCGCCCACGCGACGCACCGCCCACCUCCAACGCGCUCGUGGCCGCCGUCCUGUUCGCUGUCGCGCUAUGCGUCAGGGGCUGGGGCAUCUCGUUUCCGCCCAGCGUCGUGUUUGACGAGGUCCACUUUCUGCGCUUUGUCAAGGCGUAUUACUAUGGUCGCUACUUUUUUGACAUCCACCCGCCGUUGGGCAAACUGGUGCUAUUGCUUGUGACCAAGCUGUUCUGCAACCCGCCGCGCCUCGACUAUAAGGUCAAUGGCGAGCAGUUUGGGGAGCAGAUAUACACCCCGCUGCGCUGGACUAGCGCGCUGUUUGGCUCGACCAUCGCCCCAGUGACGUACUUGAUCUGCCGGGAGCUCGGCCUAUCGUUUCCGGCUUCGCUCGUGCCGGGCGUCGCGUUUGCAUUUGAGCAUCUCACUGUCAUUGAGAGUCGGCUAGUACUCCUUGACGCCCAGCUCAUGUCGUUCAUGGCGCUAUGUCUGCUGUUUGCUCUCAAGCUGUGGGGAGCGAGGAAGGGCACGGCAAGGAGGCGCCGCUUUUUGGUGUUGACGGCGCUGAGCGGCGCGGCUGCUAUCGGCGUCAAAUGGACGGCGCUGGCGACGCCGGGACUCGUCGCACUCGUAUCGCUGGCUGGGCGUCCUUUCCCGAGGGAAGGAAGGCUGCAAUGGGGGGAGAUGGGCCUUGCGGGUAUGAUAGCGUCAAGCUUUUAUGUCUUGUUGUUUGCGGUUCAUUUUAUGUUGCUACCCCAUUCGGGGCAGGGCGAUGCGUUUAUGACGGAUGAGUUUAAGAUGAGUCUUGUGGGAACUAGGCAUCGAUGGGAAAGCAAGUGGUAUCAAUGGAUUAUGAAUCAGCGAGGAUUGUUGUAUUUUAACGAGUUGGAUGAUGAAGUCACUAACUUUCAAAAGAUUUAUCUCAUCGUGAACCCAGCUGUCUCCGUGAUGUCGCUUGUGGCAAUUCUGGGUUUCGUCUUCAUCUUGUUCUGUGUAUAUUUUCCAAGAAAAUGGUCUGGGCACCUUCAUCCGAGAAGUCGACUACCGGCAUUCGCGGUGAGAGGGUUGUUUCUUCUGAUGGGCUACGUCGUCAAUAUCCUACCCUAUGUUGAGGUCGCUCGUUGUACAUUUCUGUACCAUUACUUGCCGCCGUUAUUUUAUGCCCUGCUGAGCACAGCCAACCUCAUCGAUUUGAUACCUAAGGUGGGAGCGCAGAGGAUGGUGAGCGGAUUUUUCUUUGUCAUUCUUUUUGUGACGUUUUUGAUCUGGAGCCCAUGGAUUUACGCCUCGCCGUUGACUCCGGCAGCUCACAAAUGGAGGCGAUUGUUUGGGGAUAAUUGGGCUUGA
Molecule: messenger RNA, 1548 nt
Organism: Chondrus crispus (carragheen)
Lineage: Eukaryota; Rhodophyta; Florideophyceae; Gigartinales; Gigartinaceae
Product: Dolichyl-phosphate-mannose--protein mannosyltransferase, family GT39
Exons: 3
Coding region: 1-1548 (515 amino acids)
Biological process (GO): protein O-linked glycosylation via mannose
Cellular component (GO): membrane
Molecular function (GO): dolichyl-phosphate-mannose-protein mannosyltransferase activity
Source: RefSeq, a predicted model, not a curated record